GAGCUCGAGGCGACGCCGGGGCCAAUGGGCGCGCGGUUCCGCCCGCCGAGCUCCCGCGGUUGGGGCGGACGCUGGGCGCACUGCGCGGAGACCCGCGGACCAUGGCUUCGGCAGGGGAUGGCGGUGUGGUCAUUUUGGGGAGUGGACUCAUUGGGCAAAGCUGGGCUAUGUUGUUUGCCAGUGGAGGCUUCAAGGUAAAACUCUAUGAUAUUGAGCAACAGCAGAUAACAAACGCCCUGGAAAACGUCAGGAGGGCGAUGAAGCUGCUGGAGCAGUCAGGCUCUCUGAAAGGGCUCCUAAGCGCCGACGAGCAGCUGUCACUCAUCAGUGGUUGUUCUAACCUCCAGGAGGCAGUAGAGGGCGCCGUACACAUUCAGGAAUGUGUUCCAGAAAACCUAGAACUGAAGAAGAAGAUUUUUGCCCAGUUGGAUCGCAUUGUCGAUGACCAAGUCAUCUUAAGCAGCUCAAGCUCUUGCCUCUUGCCUUCCAAGUUGUUUGAUGGUUUGACUCAUGUAAAGCAGUGCAUUGUGGCUCACCCGGUCAAUCCACCCUAUUACAUCCCAUUGGUGGAGCUGGUGCCACAUCCGGAGACGGACGCUUCGACUGUGGACAGGACCCACGCCCUGAUGAAGAAGGUCGGACAGUCCCCGGUCCGAGUCCUGAAGGAGGUGGAUGGCUUUGUCCUGAACCGCCUGCAGUACGCCGUCAUCAGCGAGGCCUGGCGGCUCGUGGAGGAAGGAAUAGUGUCUCCCAGUGACCUUGACCUCGUCAUGUCUGAUGGACUGGGGAUGCGGUACGCAUUCAUCGGACCCCUGGAAACGAUGCAUCUCAAUGCGGAAGGUAUGUUAAGCUACUGUGACAGAUACAGUGAAGGCAUAAAACGUGUCCUUAAGACUUUUGGACCCAUUCCAGACUUUUCUGGGGCAACAGUUCAAAAAGUUAAUCAGGCCAUGUGCGAGAGGGUUCCCGAUGACCCAGAACACUUGGCAGCCAGGAGGAAGUGGAGGGACAAGUGCCUGAUGCAACUGGCCAAGUUGAAAAGUCACAUGCAAUCCAAGUGAAGGAUCUUGUGAUGCUGUUUUCAUUCCUCUCAUCCAAAGUUGCAUUUGAUAGAAUGAUAAGCACUUAAUCAGAUCACCCUUCAACAGCGAGAGAAGCAAUAGUGCUUAGCAGGAAAAUUCUGAACUUGAUUGCCCAUGCUUAGCAGGAGUGUAGCGGUGUUUGCCGAAUGGCCUUCCAAUCACAUUCAAUCGAAACCUGCCCUGGGUUUGAUUGAGCUUUGCAGUCACAGCAGCUCUCCGGGUCCAGGGGCUGCUGAUCCUUCUACCUGGACUAGGAGAAUGGAAUGUGAAGAGUCAGCCUUUAUUUCCAAUGUGAUCACAUAUGGCAACAUCUUUGUAUCCAAUUACUGUAGUUUCAUUACAUUUUAAUCUGUAGCAAAAUAUUUUUAUAAUGGUUUUCUAAUCUGGUAGGACAAUAUUCUGAUCAGAAUCCAUUGAAAUGAUCUCUCAAAGCCUGAUUUUGGCUACUGUGG
Molecule: messenger RNA, 1534 nt
Organism: Choloepus didactylus (southern two-toed sloth)
Lineage: Eukaryota; Metazoa; Chordata; Mammalia; Pilosa; Megalonychidae
Gene: CRYL1
Product: crystallin lambda 1
Exons: 8
Coding region: 102-1061 (319 amino acids)
Biological process (GO): fatty acid metabolic process
Molecular function (GO): L-gulonate 3-dehydrogenase activity; NAD+ binding
Source: RefSeq, a predicted model, not a curated record